AUGGAUACAGCCCUCAGCGCCCUACACUUCUACCAGCCCCUCCUCGAGCGUGCAGCCCCCACCGUCACACUUACCGAGCAGCUGCGCGUGCUGCGCCAGAGUAUCACCGUCUAUGAGUCCGUACUGAGGGGUAUCCAGCGGCGGCUGCGUACUGUGGCUAAGGGCGAUAUUGUGGAGCGGAAGGAGUUGAGGGAGAAGGGCGAGUGGUAUGCCCGCACGUAUAGAGCGCUGAAAGAGAAUGAGAGGGAGAUAGUCAAGGCAAUGGUGGCAAGCCCAGCGGAUAGAGGGGUUGAAAGGAGUAGAGUGGGGUGGUAG
Morchella importuna is the source of this 315-nucleotide messenger RNA. RefSeq lists its product as uncharacterized. The transcript has a single exon. Bases 1 to 315 code for a protein of 104 amino acids. Lineage: Eukaryota; Fungi; Ascomycota; Pezizomycetes; Pezizales; Morchellaceae. The record is from RefSeq and is a predicted model, not a curated record.